AUGCUCAGAGUAUUCAAGGAUCCAAAAUUUCAGCACAGAAUAGAUCAAAUAGCUGAAAAGUACAACCAUGCAUUUAAUCACUGUGAUAUAGUUGUUUUAUCAGAUUUUUCAAUUGUUCAUAAAGGAGAUUUCUUGUCGUUAUUACCAGAUGAUACAGAGGGGAAUCUGAUUGUCGAUCAGGAAGCUAAUGUCGAUGAUGUGAAUGACGAUGACAGUGAUAUUGAAAGUGUUAUCUUAUCGUCUGUUCAUAUCAACAUCAACAAAGGCAACAACAACGAAAACAAUAAUAUUAAUAAUAAUAAUUGCAGUAAUACCGAUAUUGAUACGGAUACAAGUACUUCUCUACACGAUAACACUGUACAUGAGAUUAAUGAAGAAAGUGAAGAUGAAGACGAAACUGUAGAAGAGGAGGAAGACAAUACCACAAUAAGUGAUGUUGAAAUUCCAGUUAACCGCCGUUACCAUGACUACCGUCGCUACAGCAACCAUGAUAAUGAAAAAAAUUUAAACAGUAUAAAAGCAGCUUUAUCACUGUUGGAAAAGUCAGUAUCAUCAUGGGAGAAACGAAGAAAUCGUUCAAUGGAUGCGUUGACUACAUUUACAAGUAGUGGUAGUAGAAUAUAUUCCCUUACAAAUGACAGCAAAGAUACAAAUUCACGGAAUACACUUGUACAAAUUAAACCUAAGAUGAAUAAUCGCCGUCAUCAUCAUCAUCAUCAUUAUAAUAAUAGUUAUCAUUAUACAGAAAGAAGAGUCGGAUCUCCUAUUAUAUCACCGUCUUCAUUAUCUUCAACUUCUAAAGAACGUGUUAUACAAUGGUUAAGAGAUCAACAAUUAUAUCUAUCACAGUUGAUACAUUGA
This is a messenger RNA of Trichobilharzia regenti, 861 nucleotides long. The record is from the annotation of a GenBank genome assembly. Lineage: Eukaryota; Metazoa; Platyhelminthes; Trematoda; Strigeidida; Schistosomatidae.